Messenger RNA from Macadamia integrifolia, 1690 nucleotides. Its product is annotated as zinc finger protein CONSTANS-LIKE 16-like. Gene Ontology annotation, molecular function: protein binding; zinc ion binding. Gene Ontology annotation, cellular component: nucleus. Gene Ontology annotation, biological process: regulation of DNA-templated transcription. The transcript has 2 exons. NCBI's taxonomy places the organism in Eukaryota, Viridiplantae, Streptophyta, Magnoliopsida, Proteales, Proteaceae. The record is from RefSeq and is a predicted model, not a curated record. Bases 197 to 1528 code for a protein of 443 amino acids.
AGGGAGAGAGAGAGAGAGAGAGAGAGAGAGAGAGAGAGUAGUCUGAGAGCAAAAAGGCUUUUUAUGGGUCUCUCUUCACUCUUCCUCUUAAAACAGUAAUGGAGUCUUUUGCAACAUUGCACCUUCGAAAUGGGAGCUAACCAAAACUCCCAAUAACGGUUUGGUUUGCUUUCUCUGCUCCAAUAUUCCUCAAGCAAUGAGCUCCGAUCGGAAACUAGCCAGCGCUAUUGGCGGAAAGACGGCGAGAGCCUGCGAUAGUUGCCUGUGUAGACGCGCCCGUUGGUACUGUGCUGCCGACGACGCCUUCCUCUGCCAAGGUUGCGAUGGUUCAGUCCAUUCUGCAAACCCUUUAGCUCGUCGCCAUGAAAGGGUUCGACUCAAAACUGCAUCACUGAAGCCCCCCACUGAAGAUUCCAAUCCUUCUUCAUUCGAGAAUUCUCUCCCUUCAUGGCACAAGGGCUUCACCCGCAAAGCUCGAACUCCUCGAAAUGUCAAGAAGCCACCCAAAACUGAAGAAUCCAUGCCCUUAAACCCUCUCCCUCUAGUCCCCGAGAUGGGUAGUGAUGAAACCUCACCGGACGAGAACGAAGACCAGCUUCUCUAUCGUGUCCCAGUCUUUGACCCUUUUGUUGCUGAGCUCUGCGCGUCUACAACAUCCAGCGAAGCAGCAGCACCAGCUAAUACUGUUGCUACAGUUUCUGUCGUUGAAAGUGAAUCUAAGGCUUUGUUACCGGUUGCUGUUGAUAACUUACCUGGAUUUCUACCGUCAGAUAUGGAUCUUGCAGAAUUCGCAGCUGAUGUGGAGAGCUUAUUGGGUCGAGGGCUUGAUGAAAACUCGUUUGGCAUGGAAGGCUUGGGACUACAGAGUGCUAAAGAGGAAGAAAGAACCAUGGAUGAUGCCAUGGAGGGUUGCUUUGGAAAUGGGAAGGUGAAGGUUGAGGUGGAAGAUAGAGAUGACGUGGAUACUGUUGUUGGAUGUCACGUGGAUCUAGAUGUUGAGAUGGGGAGAGAGACACUGGACUUGAACUUUGAUUAUGAUUCGCAGACUACAGCUGAGGAGGAAGAAGAGGAGAAAUUUAGUGGUGGUGCAACUGCUGAUGGCGGUUGUAGUGGAGGGUCGGCCAUGAUGAUGAUGAAGAUCAACGGUGGAUAUCAGUUAAAGUUGGAUUACGAGGCGGUCAUCGCCGGUUGGGCUGUCCAGGGCCAGGGUUCACCCUGGACCACCGGAGACCGGCCUCAACUCAACCUGGACGAUUGCUGGCCCGAUUUUCUGAGUAUGUGCUCCAUGGAUGUUCAUCCUCAUCAUCAUCAUCUACCAUAUGAAGAAAUGGUAGGAGGGGGACAUGUGGCGAAGGGUGAUGGAGGGAGAGAAGCUAGGGUUUCAAGAUACAGAGAGAAGAGAAGGACUAGGUUGUUCUCUAAGAAGAUAAGGUACGAGGUGAGGAAACUCAAUGCAGAGAAGAGACCCAGAAUGAAAGGCAGAUUCGUUAAGAGGAGUUCCUUCGCUGGAACUAGUUUUCCCUUCUAAACCCACUAGCUAGUCAUGGACUUCAUCACCUUGGAACGUGUUUUUUCUGUCCGGGUUGAGUUAUUAGUUAGGGAAGUUGUAACUUCAGUUUUUACUUCGAGUCAUCUAUACUUACACUAGUGAUAAGCUAAGCUAAUAGAUGCAUAAUCUUUUAACUUAAAA